Oncorhynchus keta (chum salmon) is the source of this 1271-nucleotide messenger RNA. RefSeq lists its product as uncharacterized. The transcript has 3 exons. The record is from RefSeq and is a predicted model, not a curated record. The annotation marks the transcript as partial. NCBI's taxonomy places the organism in Eukaryota, Metazoa, Chordata, Actinopteri, Salmoniformes, Salmonidae.
AUGUCUUACAUCCCAGGUAACACUGCUCUGGACGAAUCAGUGCCUGAAGCCUCAGCUGGUUUGACCACCCUGGCUCACGGCCCCAGUACACUGGGUUCCCCUGUGCCUCUCCCCCAGUACACUGGGUUCCCUGUGCCUCUCCCCAGUACACUGGGUUCCCCUGUGCCUCCCCCAGUACACUGGGUUCCCUGUGCUGCUCCCCCAGUACACUGGGUUCCCUGUGCCUCUCCCCAGUACACUGGGUUCCCUGUGCCUCUCCCCCAGUACACUGGGUUCCCCUGUGCUGCUCCACCAGUACACUGGGUUCCCCUGUGCCACUCCACCAGUACACUGGGUUCCCCUGUGCCUCUCCCCCAGUACACUGGGUUCCCCUGUGCCUCUCCCCCAGUACACUGGGUUCCCCUGUGCCUCUCCCCCAGUACACUGGGUUCCCCUGUGCCUCUCCCCCAGUACACUGGGUUCCCCUGUGCCUCUCCCCCAGUACACUGGGUUCCCCUGUGCCUCUCCCCAGUACACUGGGUUCCCCUGUGCCCCUCCACCAGUACACUGGGUUCCCCUGUGCCCCUCCACCAGUACACUGGGUUCCCCUGUGCCCCUCCACCAGUACACUGGGUUCCCCUGUGCCCCUCCACCAGUACACUGGGUUCCCCUGUGCCCCUCCACCAGUACACUGGGUUCCCCUGUGCCCCUCCACCAGUACACUGGGUUCCCCUGUGCCCCUCCACCAGUACACUGGGUUCCCCUGUGCCCUCCACCAGUACACUGGGUUCCCCUGUGCUGCUCCACCAGUACACUGGGUUCCCCUGUGCCCCUCCACCAGUAUACUGGGUUCCCCUGUGCCCCUCCACCAGUACACUGGGUUCCCCUGUGCUGCUCCCCCAGUACACUGGGUUCCCCUGUGCUGCUCCACCAGUACACUGGGUUCCCCUGUGCUGCUCCACCAGUACACUGGGUUCCCCUGUGCUGCUCCACCAGUACACUGGGUUCCCCUGUGCCCCUCCACCAGUAUACUGGGUUCCCUGUGCCCUCCACCAGUACACUGGGUUCCCCUGUGCCCCUCCACCAGUGCCCCACUGGGUUCCCCUGUGCCCUCCCCAGUACACUGGGUUCCCCUGUGCCCUCCACCAGUACACUGGGUUCCCUGUGCCCCUCCACCAGUACACUGGGUUCCCCCCCCUCCACCAGUACACUGGGUUCCCUGUGUGUACACUGGGUUCCCCUCCCCCCCAGUACACUGGGUUCCCCUGUGCCCCUCCUCCACCAGCUGCAAG